GGAAUGAAAGAAGAAUCUCUAUAAAUAGCCCUUAUAGCUAGCUACACAUCACUUCCAUAUUCUCACCCACACAAAUGGCUAACUCAAUGCUUAUCAAGGUUACUUCCUUGGCUAUGAUAUGCUUGGUUUUGGGUAUUCCCUUAGCCAAUGCUGUCCAAACAUGUGAUGAAAUCAAAACCUCCUUAGCAUCAUGCCUUGGCUACCUUACGGGCUCAGAACCAUCGGUCCCUGUAAUGUGUUGCAAUGGUGUUCAAACUGUUGAUGACCAAGCCAAAUCUCUUCCCGAACGUAAAGAUGCUUGUGAGUGUAUCAAAUCAACUUUAGCCAGCAUUCCUGGAGUCGAUCCAAAUGCCGUUCAGGAUCUCCCUAACAAGUGUAGUGUCAAACCGUCUUUCCCUAUUGGUGCCGACGCAGACUGUAGCCAGAUAAGCGUUGAGCUCUGAGCUUGCAGGUCUUGCACUUGAUGAAUUAGCAUAAACUUGAUUUGGUAAUAACCAGGACAGAAUAAAGAUGUUUUGAUUUCUCGAAAUGUAACGGAUCAUUCCCACUAUAAAAGCUUGUUUAAAUAAAUUGUUAUUUCAUUCCUA
Lathyrus oleraceus (garden pea) is the source of this 587-nucleotide messenger RNA. RefSeq names its product non-specific lipid-transfer protein 1. Lineage: Eukaryota; Viridiplantae; Streptophyta; Magnoliopsida; Fabales; Fabaceae. Gene Ontology annotation, biological process: lipid transport. The transcript is spliced from 2 exons. Gene Ontology annotation, molecular function: lipid binding. The record is from RefSeq and is a predicted model, not a curated record. The coding region runs from base 75 to 443 and encodes 122 amino acids.